GCGAGCUCAAUGGGAAACACAUUGGUGUACCUCACCGGUGUAUUAACCUAAUGAGGAGGGGAGAUGAUGGCAACCGAAAACAGUUGUCUGCGUAAAUCAAUUGCCGAGGGGACGACAAGGAAGCUCAAAUUCCCCUUGUCUUAAAGCGGCCCGACUGACGGAGAAACACCGGGGAGACUCAGCAUCGGUAGCUGCUGUAUCUGCAGCCUGCGAAAAGAGGGAUGCGAGGAUUCGAGAGGAGAUAACAAAUAAAACAAAUGUCAUAUUUUUUCUUCGACAGUAACUUAUGGGGUCUGCGUUCAGUUAGCAAAUGGCGAGUUGAACCUGAAAUUGUUAACGGUGUCGUUGGAAAAGCUCUUGGGGAGGAAAUGAGGAUAACAGGCAGAUAGGGCGUUUUAAAGUCCACCUUUUGUCGUGGACAGUCGGCUAACGUUAGCGGGGGUUUUCUGAUACUGGAAUUGGCCGUUUGCGUGGACCGUGUCGCUAGCGUGAGUUAGCCGAGGCUACUGGGUGGGUUUUCUUCGCUUUUUCAACUGGCUCUUGAAAUCGGAUGAAAUCUCGUCCAUGCCAUCCAUCCCACUGUUGGUAGGGGCCUCUGCUGGCAAACUGCGUCAUCGAGUGGGCGCUGCAGGUAUUCAUCUCUAAGUGUGCACGCUGGAAAGUCUAGCUAUGGCACGAAUGACAUGGAAACCAAAGUGACUGAACUUUUAAAUCACCAUGGAGCAGGGCAAUAAAUCAAACUCCGAAACCCACCAACAGCUAAAAUAUCCAUAUACGCCAACCUCCAAGUGUGAACUGGCUACAAAUAUGCAUAAGGUCACGGGUGAUGGAAAUAUCAAUCCUGUGGACUCAGUCGUGAGAGGGGGGAGUGACCCCAGUACAUACCCUUCCUCCAGCUAUCAGAGGAAUGUGCAUCAGAGAUUCAUAAGGAGAAACCUAUGGUUUUCAGACACAGAUGAGCAGGCAUUUGAAGCACCUGAAUGUGAUGACAAGAAUAAAAUCCUAAACAUAAACCUGCGAACAGUUGUGGACAGGGUGCGUGGGACUACCUCUGGGGUACAGGAGGGUUCCAGCACUGAAAGCCAAGUUGGGCAAAAAGAGAGCGCAAGUACCAAUGACAAGGAGAAAGGUGGAGAUGCAUUAAAUGUUACAUGCAGUGAUGGUGCUAGAAGUGCUGUCAAGGCAGCCAGUGAGGAGAAUGAGGAAGAAGCAGAGAUGAAAGCAGUCGCCACAUCUCCCGGAGGAAGGUUCCUCAAAUUUGACAUUGAACUGGGAAGAGGGUCCUUCAAGACGGUCUACAAGGGUCUGGAUACUGAGACUUGGGUGGAGGUUGCCUGGUGUGAGCUGCAGGACCGUAAGCUGUCAAAAGUAGAACGUCAGCGCUUUAAGGAGGAGGCAGAGAUGUUGAAGGGUCUACAGCAUCCCAACAUUGUUCGUUUUUAUGACUUCUGGGAGUCACCCCUCAAAGGGAAGAAAUGUAUUGUUCUAGUAACAGAGCUCAUGACGUCAGGAACACUAAAAACCUAUCUAAAACGUUUCAAGGUAAUGAAGCCCAAGGUGCUGAGGAGCUGGUGUAGACAGAUCCUGAAAGGCCUUCAUUUUCUCCACACCAGGACCCCUCCCAUCAUUCAUAGGGACCUCAAAUGUGACAACAUCUUUAUCACUGGACCUACAGGGUCGGUCAAAAUUGGGGAUUUAGGACUGGCGACUCUCAAGGCAGCUUCAUUUGCGAAGAGCGUUUUAGGCACCCCAGAGUUCAUGGCUCCAGAGAUGUAUGAGGAGCACUAUGAUGAGGCUGUGGAUGUCUACGCCUUCGGCAUGUGCAUGCUGGAGAUGGCCACCUCCGAAUAUCCUUACUCCGAGUGUCAGAAUGCUGCUCAGAUUUACCGCAAAGUGACUAGUGGAGUGAAGCCAGCCAGUUAUAACAAGGUCAUGCAUCCUGAAAUCAAGGAGAUUAUUGGGGAGUGUAUCUGCCAGAAGAAGGAGGAGCGGUAUACCAUCAAGGACCUUCUGAACCAUGCAUUCUUUGCUGAAGACACAGGUGUGAGGGUGGAGCUGGCUGAGGAGGAUGAUGGGAAAAAAGCCUCAAUAGCCCUCAGACUGUGGGUGGAGGACCACAAGAAGUUGAAAGUGAAGUACAAGGACAGUGGAGCAAUUGAGUUCAUGUUUGACCUGGAAAAGGAGGUCCCUGAGGUUGUUGCACAAGAGAUGGUGGAAUCUGGCUUCUUCCAUGAGAGUGAUGCCAAGACUGUGGGAAAGUCUAUCAGGGACCGUGUGGCACUGAUCAAAUGGAGAAGAGAGAGAACAGUGUCUGCUGCAGUUCUACUGGAUCAGGGUGAAGGAGCGCAGAGGGUCCAGAUGACACCUUCUCAGAGCAUCUCUGCUGGGGCUUCACAUGUUGGACAGCCCCCUUUGCUGGAACCAGAAGAGCCAGAGGCAGACCAGCACAACAGGCUGCAUAAUCUACUAGCCAGUACCACUUCAGCAACAUCAGACAGUGGCAUGGGCUCUACUGUGUACUCAGACUCCCACAGCAGCCAGCAGAGUGUCCUCUACCAGUCCCUGCUGGAACCAAUCACUAUGGCAAUGCAGCAGUGCCAGAGCAGUAACCCUUUGAGAGACCAACCUCACUCCUGUGAAAAGGGUGAAGUAUGGGGGUCAACACUGAACCCAGAGCUCUGGACUCGACUGGGAGCUGCAGCUCGGAGAGGAAGUGCCCCUGUUAUUGACAAUCACAAGACAAACCACAUUGCUCAAUUCCAUGCACUCAUUCAGUCUGAAAGAUCGGUCAGUCCCACCCCCACGGUACUGGAGCACCAGUUAGAACUUAGCCCAUCUGAAGUUCACUCAGAGGCUGGGGAUUGGUUCUCCUCUCAGCGUCCUUUGCCAGUGCUACAGGUCUCUCCUGUCUGUGCACUGCCUGAGCAUCGCCGUCUUAGUGAUGCCAGCAUCAUACCACCAUCAGAGGUGACCAGUGAGAACUUAAAACUGGGUAUAAGAAGUGGACGCAGACAUUCUGACCUUAGUAGUCUAACCUCUCGCCAUAACCAUCAUUGUGCAGUGCAAAGAACCCACAUGUGCCAGGCCUGCCUGUCUUUGCUUCUUUUGAGGUCCAGAGGGAGCCACUACCAGCCUUGGGUUGUUAUGCCAGCACACCACGUAUCAUCUGGUGGAACAAUAACUGCUCCUGGUUAUGGACGGCCGAAAGGUUCGAGCGAUUGCUCUGAUUUCUCACUGCUUCAGAAAUCCCUGUUAAAUAUAAUCAACCGCAAAGCAGCCCCCCAAGCAUCACUGCUGCACCCCUCAGCUGUCCACAGACCUGCCCAGAGUGAGGGUAGCAUGAGGGGUCAUCUCCUGAGGGGCAUUUCAGAUGGGGACCAAGAACCCCUCCAAGACUGUGGGGAUAGAUUGUGUGCCGGAGAGCAGGAAGUUACCGGGGCUGUGGGAGUGACCGGUUCUGCAGGUCACCAGAAUCAGUCGUCUGUCCAGGGCAUGCCUUCCUCCAGCACAGCAGUGAACACACCACUGCAGUAUCUCCAGCCUGGACAAAGCUACCCUGCUCCUCCAUAUGUUGGUCAACCUGGUGCUGCAGCACUAGCUCCGGCUAGUCAAUGUUCAGUCAACACACAACAUGCAGCCAGUUCUGCUAGCUGUAUACCUCAAAGUGUGCAACAAACCCAAGCUACACCAAUUAUUUCAUUGUCAGCUGUGUCUCAACAUAUUGCACAGAGCUACCAAGCAUCAUGCCAACAACAGCAACGGGAGACGGCAGCAAACUCUUUGACUUUUCCCUUGCAAGUCCAGCAAACUCAGAACUGCAUUGCCCCAGUUGAAUCAGGAUAUUCUACUCCAGUUCAGCAACAGACUGCAGAAACAGCAGCAGCCAUCCAACCAGCACAGCAGCCAGCACAAAGCUACCUUCUUGCAUCUGUAGCUCCAACGGUGGAAGCCACAGCCAAGUCUCAUCCUGCACAAGUUUCUGGCGCACUGCAGCAGGUCCAAGCCACAGUCAAACUGCCAAGUCAGCAGCCUGCCCAGAGCUCCUCCACACCAGCACUUUAUAGCCAACAGAUAGUCACUCAGCAUGAGCACCAACAGCCCUUACAGCAAAAUACACAAUCUAGUACACAACAAAUACAAAAUGUUGGGCAGGCUUAUAUUCAGCGUAGCCAAGAAACUGUACAUCCCACACACCAACAAAUGGCACAGCAGCCCAUCAGCCAGUCUCAUAGUCUACAGUCUAUUGAUCAGCAGCAAGUACAUGCCCCAGCUCUACAGCUGCACUGUCAGAAAGCCGUGCAAACACCAAUUCCACAACAAAGCCAGGAUGUAUCCCAUUCUAUGGUCCAACAGGUUCAGACCCCAGCUUUGCAGCCUCAUCCCUCAGCAACUCCAGUUGGUCAGGUUGCAGAUGCCCAUCAGAGUUACCUUGGUCCAGGUCUACUUGAUGCUGCCUCUCAGAGCUAUGCACAUUGCACCCUGAAUGUGCUGCAGCAACAGGCUGCUCCAGCUCAGAGCCAGUACCUGCCUGUCCAGUCGACUGCGGUUCCACAGGCUUAUGGAGGAGCUAAUCAGGUAGUACCUCCUCUGAGCCUUCCAGUCUCCUCCCAGCAUAGCCAGGCUGCACAUAUCACCCAGCAGGUGAGCGUACGAUGCUGCUGUGUUAGUGGACAGUCGAUGAAUGGAACAAAUGAUCAGCUCAGUAAACAGAGAGAUGGACAGGGCCAUGGGCAGAAUCUCAGCCAGUCAACUUCCACUAUGCCCAUCCAAGUACUUCCUCCUCGACAGUCAAUAGCUCAGGUUACUGUUCAACAACUUCAGCCUCUGCAAAAAUUAGCCUCUCUUCCAUCAACACAUCCAUCGCAGCAGGUUCCCCAGCAGGCCCAAGUCAGCCAUCCGGAGCUUUUCUCCUCUGAUCAUCCACAGCCUGUGGUCUUCUCCUCACCUGUGCAGAAUGGGGCGGACCCAGGCACAGUCACUGCUGCUGCCCAGCUGGACAACAAAAACCCAUGCCAGCUGCCUACCCAGAGCCAGGGUUGGAGCCAAAUUCCUGUGCUGCAGUCCUCUGACUCUCAGAGAGCAUCAUCUGGGUUUGCCAGUUCCAGUCAGCAGAAACAGCUCAGUACUCUCACUGGAGCUGCAGGAGAGGGACCAACAGAGACCACCAUGGAGGAUCAAGCCACAGAGAAACACACUGGAGGACAGAGCUAUGACAGUGUAAAUUCUGAUGCCACAUCAGGGAAGGAAAUGAGUGAUGGUUAUGAGGGGACACAUGGAAGUAAAGGUGAAGGGAAAAUUCGCAAACACCACCGCAGGUCCAUGCGCACUCGCUCUCGGCAAGAGAAGACCAGCAGGCCAAAGCUGAGCAUGCUCAAUGUGUGUAACACUGGGGAUAAGAUGGUAGAGUGUCAGUUGGAAACUCAUAAUCAUAAAAUGGUCACUUUCAAGUUUGACCUGGAUGGAGAUGCACCGGAAGAAAUUGCUACAUACAUGGUGGAAAAUGAUUUUAUUUUGCCUCUGGAAAAAGAGGUUUUCAUUGAACAGCUAAAGGACAUUGUGGACAAGGCUGAGGACAUGCUGAGUGAGGACACAGAGGGGGAGAGGAACUCUGACCAGGGAGGCAGCCCCAGACAGAGUCAAGGCGCUGGCACGCUGGGAACAGAGGCUUUGAAAGCUUUUGCACCCAGCACAUCACAGAUGGUGUACCAACAAAAUGUCCUCCACACUGGCAAGCGCUGGUUUAUCAUCUGCCCUGUGGCUGAGACACCUAUGCUAGACAAAGAAAAGACUGCGUCUCACACCUCCACAGCCCAAGAAUCAGAAAAGUCUGCCUCAUCGUCAGCCAGGCCCAGCAGCAACAUAACUGCAGUGACUACACUUGCAUCUUUAUCUUCCCAAAGCGCACCCUCCUCCUCUCAGCCUCCUGCAGCUCAGGCUUCAGAACAGCCUCCAGUCCAAAACACUGGCAAAGCCCGGGUCCAGCAGCCUCAGCCCUGUGUAACUAAACAUGCUCUUGCUGGUGCUGGUGUCAGCCAUCACAGCUCGCUUCCUGUAGAAGAACCUUGCAUCUCUGCUGGCUCUAUUGUGACCGACAUGCAGUGCUGUGCUAUUGUGCCACCUGUUUCUCUGGAUGUGAAUGCUGUUGAUAAAGGAGCAGGAGGUGGUUUGGUCUCCUCUCAAACUACUCAGCCCAAUCAGACAGCCAGUCCCACUAUAGAACUACCCCCUCAGCUAGCCUCUCACCAGUCUGUGGUCUUGCAGCAACCUUAUGCCACACCCAUGCAGCCUGGGACAGUAACGUCUCAGCCCCAGAGUCCAGCACAUCAGACCUCCCAGAGCUCCCAGUCGUCAAGCCACCAGCAGGCAGCAAGUGGCCCAGGAGAGUCGGACAGUGAAGGACCACGCAGGGUUGAGUUUGUUGACCGCACCAUCAAAACUCUGGAUGAGAAGCUGAGAAACCUGUUGUACCAGGAGCAUGCUCCCUCCCAGCCGUCCAGCACCGCAUCUGAUCCCCAGGCCUCUAGCACAGAGGGAAUCGGCUCGCCUCCAGUCUCAGACAGCCAGAGCACUGAGGGAGCCCUUACAAAGUCGAAGGGGGAACCAUUGCCUCAGAUUCCUGAGUGCACAGAUAAUGUGGGUGUGCUAAGUGAUUCUGGAGUGGCAGAUGCUAACAACGUUUUAACAGGAAGGGAUGUAAUUUCCGGCUCCACUUCCAAAAGCCGUUUUCAAGUCAUCCCCACUCUGUCUAAUGUCAUUUGUCCUUUAGGGAAAAGCAAGACAAGCUGUGGUGCCUACUGUUCCCCAGCACCAUCUAGUGGCUUUGGAGGGUCUCAGAGCUCGAACAAAGGCAUAAGCAGGAAAGAAAAGGCAGUGUGUGUUGCUGGGGGUAGCUCCUCUGUGACAGCUGUGGCUGAUGAUGAGAAUGCAGGAACAUCCAAAACCCACAGUGGUAACCGCUGCUCUGCCCCACCAAAUUUCUACCAGGCCACCCCGGUUUCCAGCCCUGAUGCCACCCCAUGCCAUAUCCCGCGAGCGCAGACGAUUGAUACUCCAACGCAUCGCUCCUACCUCCACUCCUCUCAUCUCCACUCUGACUCAGGAGAUGAAGACAGCAGCAGCAUAGCUCUCCCUCCAAACCCCACCGCCUCAGCUCCUGCCCUGUCUGAGCACAGUGGAAGUGACCUCAUGAAGAGGGCCGUGGCCUUCCUGCGGCGCUCUGGUCGGAGCAAAAGUGAACAGAGCUCGGAUUCACCGAGUCGACAGUCCGUGACCAUGAAUGGUCACGCUCCCUCUGCUUCGGCAGGGCAUGCCCACUCAUCCUACAUUAGCAGUGACAAUGACUCUGAGUUUGAGGAUGCAGAUAUGAGGAAAGAACUUCAAAAACUGAGAGAAAAACACCUGAAGGAGAUCUCUGAGCUGCAGGCAUUCCACAGGAGUGAGAUUGAGCGUCUGUACAAGGAGCUGGGCAAAACUCUACCCCCCAGUGUCGGGCUGCUUCAUGUAGCGCCGCCAAGCGGCCGCAGGCGCAGGGCUAGCAAACACAAACUGAAGGCUGGAAAACUGCUCAAUCCAAUGGUGCAGCAGCUCAAAAACAAUGUUAACACCACCACUGACAGGAAAGGUGAGAGGGCUGUCAGUUCACCUGGAUCGCCGUCUAAAAGUUCAGUUCUGUCAGAUGGCCACUCCAGUGGUGGCUCCAGCUCUUGCAGUCAGCCCAGCACCACCCCAGAGCAGGUCCACACCCAGCAACCCUGUUCCUUGAAGGGUUCUUUCUCCUCAGACAACAUCUAUGCUGGGCUACACAGUGAUGGAAUGGCUAACCAAGCAGGCCCCGACCAAGGCCAAGGCUGGACGGUUUACCACCAAACGUCUGAGAGAGUCACCUAUAAAUCUAGUAGCAAACCACGCACUAGAUUCCUCAGUGGACCUGUGUCUCUGUCCAUCUGGUCCACUCUGAAACGACUUUGUCUAGGCAAAGAGCGCAGUAGUAGGGCUUCUCUCAGCACCACACCAGCUCAGACACAGCCAUCACGCUCCACAGCCGCACCCUCACCAUCUCCUCAGCUAAUCACACGGCUUGCGCAGGUUCAGACCAACAACAGUAACAACAAGAGAGGCACGUUCACUGAUGAUCUUCACAAACUGGUAGAUGACUGGACGAAGGAGACAGUUGCAGCUGCCAAUCAACCACGACUUUCCCUGAAUCAGAUCAAACAGCAGAGACGCCAGCAGGACCUGGAAUGCAGAGCGCCACCCAUAGGAGCUGCUGCACAUGAGAUGAAAUGUCAGGUUGGUCCCAGCAAGUUCCAUCUGCCUCUUUCCUGCCCGUUGACUGCUGCUGUAGGCCCUGGUAUGCCCACAACACUAGCUCCCAACUCCUCGGCAAUGCUCCCUCCAGGGUACCUUCUCCCAGUAGGUGCCUAUGGCGGUAUGGUUCCCAAUCCUCUUUACCCUCAGCAGUGGCCUGGCAUGCCUAGCCCAUUAGGGUCCCUUGGUCCUGUAAGCAUGCUUGGUGCUGCAAGAAUGAUUCCCUAUGCCACAAUGGCAAACCCAGGGAUCCAAGCGUACCCUCUGGUCAGGCACAACCAUGAGAAUGGCCCCUGUCCAAAAACCACUAGGACUACCUGAUCUGCUAACUGAAAUUUGUUGGUGUGGUGGGCAGGAUAGUCUGCAACUGUACAGAAUCUGAUAUUGUAAAUAAGAGGACAGAGUGUUGAUAUUCUUUAUGCAACACACAUCUGUAAUGAACUGUGUGAGUGUGUGUGUAUGUGUUUGUAUGUUUGUAUAUUAUACAGUACAUGUUAAGUAUGUGUGUACACAGAAUGCUUUUUGGCUUUGGUCUUGACUAAACUCAGCCAUACAGAACAUUUUCUCAGCAGACACAAAACAUAUUUCACUAUAUUCUUUAUUAUGGCAGUUUUCUCAUUGAUUUUGCCUUUGUGUGUUAUGUUCACUUUAAACACUACAUUGGAAUCCAAAUACCAGUGGUUUGGGAUACAGUGACAGGGCAGUAUUUAUGAUGACGAUAUUUGAUGGAAUGUAGUGCCUUGAACAUCGAUUUAUAUAUAUAUAUUUUUUUUCAUUCUGUGGAACAUAGCAUGUCUGCAUCCAGCUUAUUUCAUUUGACAGUAGCUGGAGUGCAUUACAGACACUUGUUUUUGGUUUACAUACGAAUGCCCUUGUAGUACUGCACUAUUAACACAGUAUAUGGUCUUAUUUAAACAAUAAAAUCAUGUAUGAACCCUUGUUUACUUCCCACCCCAUGACAGAUGGAAUGCCAUAGUGGGGAGCUGUACCGUUGCCUUGCAGAAACAAAUGACAAAUGGUUAAUAGAAGACUGAUGAGAGAAGGAAAAAAAAAAGUACGCCAGCAGCCAAAAUCCACUCUUUCAGGUCAAAUGGUUCUGUUGGACACAGCCUCUUUUUUUUUUUUUUUUGUUAUGAAAACAGAUGUGUUGGACAGCACAAGAGUUGUCAGUGUUGUAGCCUUGUGCCCAGAGGAAAGCCAGUGUCCAGAGCCAUAUAGACUGUACAUAGUUCUUUCUACAGUAUAUGCCUCUGCUCGUGUUCUGAUCAGAAUGUAGCAGUUAAUAUGUGAAGGCUUGAAGCUUAAAAGUGCAAUUUAACCCCUCCACAAAGCUUUGAUCGUGGCCUUGCCACAAGCCUUAUCUCUGAUGUGUGCAAUAGGAGCAAGAGGAAAAAUCAAAGUCACAAAUCACCAAGCAACAGACAGAAGUUAACAGGCAAAGUUUAAACAUAACAGACCACCCUGCACCUCUGAAUUCACUAAAUGUUCCUUCAACUUGGCUGUCCUAUUACUCAGCAUACACUGUAUGUACACAGUGUUUUGUGCAAUCACCUGUUAAGUCUGACAUUUUUAACUUAUUUGUUUAAAACUUUUUUGAUGCUGCUAUCAUCUGAGGUGAUUCCAUUGUAUAGUUAAGCAUUCAGUUUGCAUAAGAUGGUACUUAAAAAUAAGGCUUCUCAAAUUAAACAAAUGAGAUGCCCACACAACAGUGUUAUUGUCUUGUUGAAAUUCUGAUGUUUUUCCCAGGCUGCUUUUAAAAACAGCCUCAGUUUUCUUUUUCCAAUGAUAUAUUGCAAAAAUUCAGAUACUUGAUGUGGGAGAUUUGCACAAUUUAUAGUCUCCUCUAAUUCUACUGUACAUAGUGGGUUUCACUGCUUUAUUUUUCUUUUCUUUUUUAUCACUGACCAGCAUGGCCAACAUCUCAUAUCUCACAAAGCAAAAAUCAACAACACGGCUACUAUGGAAAAAAAAAAAAAUUCACAUUUUCGACAUAUUUUGAAAGGGUCCAGCACUUCAAUCCUGCUAAGCUGUGAAAUGUACAGUUUUCUUGUAGUUUAUAUUUGUACAUUUUGUUUCCCUGGGUGGUGGUGGUGGUGAUGGAGGGCCUGCUUUUGAUGUACAUUUUUCCAUCAAUUCGGUUUGAAUUGGACUUUUAUAGAAUACUAUGCAGAGUCCUCUGCUUUGGUGAAAUACUUCCAGUAGUAAGAGAUUUCUGUUCUCUGUCACUUGUAUCAGUAGCCUAUGUUUUGUUCCACCCUCCUCGCUGCUAACACAUAAGGAACAGAGGAGGGAAUAGCCAUUGUGGGCAUAUUAAUUUGGGUGCAGUGAUGAUAAUAGGGUUGAAAUACACAGAGCAGCAGACCUGACCUAUCUGAACCCUGCCCGAACAAUAUUGCCCCCUGGUGAAUACGCUCUGAUUGUCAAAAACGUGUUUCAACUGUCUGGGAUGGCUUCUGCCUGCUGUGCCCCGCUGCAUUACCCCACCCUGCCCUGCUGCACUCUUAUCACAGACUGUAUGUGGACAGAGAAAUAAAUAAAUAUUUUGGGCUUGA
Molecule: messenger RNA, 10859 nt
Organism: Monopterus albus (swamp eel)
Lineage: Eukaryota; Metazoa; Chordata; Actinopteri; Synbranchiformes; Synbranchidae
Product: serine/threonine-protein kinase WNK2
Exons: 31
Coding region: 718-8628 (2636 amino acids)
Biological process (GO): protein phosphorylation
Molecular function (GO): ATP binding; protein serine/threonine kinase activity
Source: RefSeq, a predicted model, not a curated record